AUGGAGGCUCCGUUCCUGGACCAGAGCAUCGCGAGCCGAUUGUGCAACGCGACAUCGUCUAUCAACUUGUCCUCGAUAUGUGACGGCUCCCCAGACUUCCUAACGCCCCCUUUGAAGGAAAUCCUAUGCAGCAAAAUGUCGACGGGAAACUUAACGAAUUCGAACCAGCUCUCCCGAAUAUGCUCCGGUCACUUCGACUUCGAGACUUCGUUCGAGCUGUCCGAGAACCUGCAGCGGUUCGUAUCGACCGUCGUCCCGAUCUUGUUCGGGAUCACCGUCCUGGUUGGCUUCAUCGGGAACACUCUGGUGGUAUUGGUGGUGCUGGCGAACCAGCAGAUGCGGAGCACUACCAACAUCCUCAUCUUCAACCUGGCACUGGCCGAUCUCCUCUUCAUCAUCUUCUGCGUCCCCUUCACCGCCACCGACUACGCCGUGCCCUCAUGGCCCUUCGGUCAAGUCUGGUGCAAGAUCGUCCAGUACUUAGUCAUCGUGACGGCAUAUGCCAGCGUAUACACGCUGGUCAUGAUGUCAUUCGAUCGAUACUUGGCCGUGGUCCACCCCAUCACCUCGAUGUCGAUCCGAACCGAGAGAAACACCUACUUUGCGAUCGUGGUUCUAUGGGCCUUGAUUCUGGUGAUGUGCGUGCCGGUCCUUUUCGCGCACGGCAUCAUCGUCUACGAACACAAAUACGAUUCGCGGGCGAAAUGCCUCUUCAAAGAGUUGGAAUGGGACCUGCCGGCCUUUCAGAUCUCCUUCUUCGCCACCUCGUACGUGAUCCCCCUGGGUCUCAUCUGCACCCUCUACUUGUUCAUGCUGAAUCGGCUCUGGACAGGGGUUGGGCCCAGCGGUCACGUGUCGGCCGAGAGCCGUCGCGGGAAGAAGCGCGUCACGCGGCUCGUCGUCGUCGUCGUCGCCAUCUUCGCCGUCUGCUGGCUCCCCAUCCAGGUCAUCCUGGUCCUCAAGAGCCUGGGAAAGUACGAUACCAACAGCUGGGCGAAGGUGAUGGCACAGAUCGUAAGCCACGUCCUCGCCUACAUGAACUCCUGUGUGAACCCCAUCCUCUACGCCUUCCUCUCGGACAACUUCCGGAAGGCGUUCCGCAAGGUGAUCCUCUUCCUUCGGAAACUCCUCUCGGGUCAGGGUCAAGAUCAAGGACAGGGGCGGGGUAUGGACUACGAGAUGACCCAAUGUACGAGGAAUAUGACUAACCGAAAAAAGCCCCCGUCCACCCCACAGACCUGUGACACCAACAUCGAGAACGAGAACGAGAAUGAGAACGAGAAUGACAUUCUGUGA
Darwinula stevensoni is the source of this 1296-nucleotide messenger RNA. Lineage: Eukaryota; Metazoa; Arthropoda; Ostracoda; Podocopida; Darwinulidae. The record is from the annotation of a GenBank genome assembly.